Molecule: messenger RNA, 932 nt
Organism: Capsicum annuum
Lineage: Eukaryota; Viridiplantae; Streptophyta; Magnoliopsida; Solanales; Solanaceae
Product: 1,2-dihydroxy-3-keto-5-methylthiopentene dioxygenase 1
Exons: 4
Coding region: 179-745 (188 amino acids)
Molecular function (GO): acireductone dioxygenase [iron(II)-requiring] activity
Source: RefSeq, a predicted model, not a curated record
ACAGCCAAACAAACUUUCGCCACAUAAAUUUAAAUGAAAAUCACAGUGUACACGUGGCAUAAAUAGACAAAAUAUUAAUCUCUAAAUAUCAGUUCUAACCAACAUUUUCUCAAAUUACUGUACCUUUAUUUAUAAUAAGGUACAUCUUACCCGAGAAUAGUUAGCAUUAGCAGCAGGCAUGGCUAUCGAGGCAUGGUUUAUGGAUGAAAAUUCAGAAGAUCAGAGGUUACCUCACCAAAAGAAUCCAUCAGAGUUUUUGUCUAUGGAGAAAUUGGCAGAACUUGGAGUUUUGUACUGGAAAUUGAACCCUAAUGAUUAUGAGAAUGAUGAAGAAUUGAAGAAAAUUCGUGAAAGUAGAGGCUACAGCUACAUGGAUUUGCUGGAUUUGUGCCCUGAGAAGGUCGACAACUACGAGCAGAAGUUGAAAAAUUUCUACACGGAGCACAUUCAUGCAGAUGAGGAGAUACGUUACUGUCUGGAAGGGAGCGGAUAUUUUGAUGUGAGAGACAAGGAUGACCGCUGGAUUCGCAUCUGGAUGAAGGCUGGUGAUAUGAUCGUACUUCCUGCUGGGAUUUACCACCGGUUCACCCUCGAUACUGGUAACUAUGUCAAGUUGAUGAGAUUGUUUGUUGGAGAGCCGGUGUGGACACCUUACAAUCGACCACAAGAAGAUCAUCCAGCAAGGAAGGAGUACAUCAAGAGUGUUACUGAAAGAGUAGGCAGAGUGCCUCUUGCAGCACACUGAGACUUGUAUUUCUUGUUAACAUGGAGCUCUACAAGCCUGUAUAAGGCAAAUAUCAUACAAAAAUUUUAGAACUUGGGAAUAGAGGUUGGUGCCUAUUGUUGUAUAUUUAUUUAUAUGAAAUAUAUGUUCUGUAUUAUCUAGAGACAAUGUAAUAAUGGAUGUUCUUAUCUAAUUGGUGUUUGAUUUA